AUGUGGGAACAGGAGGAAUUCGCUAAACACUGGAGGAAUGAGUUCCCCGACGCCGAGGUCCCUCGAAUGGACCUGAGCUCCGUGGAGGACAUCGAGUCGGAGCUGGAAUCAUGUAAAGCCAACCUGAAGAAGCUCCAGAAGGCUCUGGCGGAGGAGAAAUUCAAGGUGAUAUACCUGCAGACCACCGUGGCCCAGCAGAAGAGAAACGACCCGCAGAGGUUCGUGGGCAAAGAUGAAAACUUCAACGCAGAGACGUUUGUCGUUCCCAAGAUAGGGAAUGUUAAAAAACCACCGCGGCGGGAAGAUGAAGGCGGCGGAGAGAGGACCAAGGUGUCCGACUCCGGAGGCAUGAGGCUUAGCGGGGCGGCCGACACACCCAGCCCUUACAGCCGAGAGCGGAGCAGGUUCACCGGCAGGACAGGUAAGUACGUCCCCAUCCCGGUGCCGCCGCAGAAACCCCGGGGGGGAAACAAGGCCGCUAACGACAACGAGGAGGAGGACAGUGACCGAGAAUACGAGGAUGUGGAGCUCAACGACAAUUUCGUCAGGAAUAACUUGUUGACGCCGAAAAGCGGAGGCAAGGACGGCCAGCGGACCCCCACCAUCUGCAGGGACAAUCUGCGGCCGUUCCGCCAGAGCAGGGACUUUGACUCCGGGGAUGAUGGCCGGCUGUCCCCGUCCUUCCCCCAUGUCCACCACCGGGCAUCCAGGGGCUCAGGCCGCAGCACACCUGACCGGAGGAGCGAUGGCUACCUGAGCUCCGACCAUGAUGACUCCUCCUCUGCAGACUUCAACUAUAACACAGAUGGCUAUGAUGGGGACGGAGCUGAAGACGGCAAGUCCCAGGACAGCUCUGAGACGCUGCCCUACAUAGAUGAAUCCCCCACUAUGUCCCCCCAGCUGUGUGUGUCCCAGGGGCCUGAUGGUGAGGCAAUCUCCCCCACACCUCUCGAGGGCGAUGUUGAAAAGGGGCUGGAGAUGAAGAAACUGGUCCUGUCUGGAUUCCUGGCCAGUGAAGAGAUCUACAUCAACCAACUGGAAGCCCUCCUGCUGCCAAUGCGGCCCCUAAAGGCUGCAGCCACCACCUCCCAGCCCGUCCUGACCAUGCAGCAGAUAGAGACCAUCUUCUACAAAAUCCAGGACAUCUUCGAGAUCCACAAGGAGUUCUACGACGCCCUGCUACCCAGCAUCCAGCACUGGGACGAGAAGGUCACCGUGGGGCAUCUGUUUCAGAAGCUGGCUAGCCAGCUGGGAGUUUACAAGGCCUUUGUGGACAACUAUAAGAACGCUCUGGAGACGGUGGAGAAGUCUAGCCAAGCCAACAUCCAGUUCCAGAAGAUAUGUGAGACUGUUAAAGUGAAAGGCCCCAAAGAAUCCAAAGACUGCACCACAACAAGCUCUAUGGAGGCUCUGCUUUACAAGCCCAUUGACCGUGUUACCAGAAGCACCCUGGUCCUCCAUGACCUGCUGAAGCACACCCCUAAGGACCACCCCGACUUCCCCCUCCUGCAGGACGCUCUGCGGAUUUCUCACAGCUUCCUUUCCUCCAUCAAUGAGGAGAUUGACCCUCGCAGAACCGCCGUCACUACACCUAAAGGAGAGGCCCGUCAGCUGGUGAAGGAUGGUUUUCUGGUGGAGGUGUCUGAAAACUCCAGGAAGCUGCGACACGUCUUCCUCUUCACUGACCUACUUCUAUGUGCCAAGAUGAAGAAGACGGCAGUGGGUCGCCACCAGCAGUAUGAGUGCAAGUGGUACAUCCCUCUGGCAGACCUAACUUUCCAAACCCUGGACGAGUCGGACUCCUGUCACAGCAUCCAAGUCCUGCCCGAGCAUGAGAUUGAAGAGAUGAAGAUGAAGAUCUCAGUUUUAAAGAAUGAGAUACAGAAAGAAAAGAAAGCUCCAAAGGGUCAGAGCCGUGUGGAGCGUCUGAGGAAGAAGAUGAACGAACAGGAGUCGUGGUUACUCCUGCAUUCCCCCACCAUCCCCUUCCGAAUCCAAAACAAACAUGGGAAGAGCUAUUUGUUUCUUCUCUCUUCUGAUUAUGAGAGAUCAGAGUGGAGAGAAAGCAUGCAGAAGCUCCAGAAGAAAGAUCUUCAGGCGUGUGUGUUGAGUUCUGUGGAGCUCCAGGUUCUGACCAGCUCCUGCUUCAAACUCCGAACUGUCCACAACAUUCCCGUCACCAGUAACAAAGACGAUGAGGAGACGCCCGGCCUGUAUGGCUUCCUGCAUGUGAUCGUCCACUCUGCCACAGGAUUCAACGAGUCAACAAAUUUAUAUUGCACCCUUGAAGUGGAUUCCUUUGGUUACUUCGUGAGCAAGGCAAAGACUCGGGUCUUCAGAGACACCACAGAGCCUCAGUGGAACGAAGAGUUUGAGAUCGAGCUGGAGGGCUCACAGUACCUGCGGAUCCUGUGCUACGAGAAGUGUUACGACAAAAGCAUGCUUAACAAGGACGACAACGAGAUCGUGGACAAGAUCAUGGGCAAAGGGCAGGUCCAGCUGGACCCACAGACCGUACAGUCCAAGAACUGGCACAUGGAUGUCAUCGAGAUGAACGGGAUCAAAGUGGAGUUCUCCAUGAAGUUUACGAGUCGGGACCUCAGCCUGAAGAGGACGCCGUCCAAAAAACAGAGCGGAGUGUUUGGAGUCAAGAUCAACGUGGUUACGAAGCGCGAGCGCUCCAAGGUGCCUUACAUCGUCCGUCAGUGCAUUGAGGAGGUGGAGAAGAGGGGGAUCGACGAAGUGGGAAUCUACAGGAUCUCAGGGGUGGCCACCGACAUCCAGGCACUCAAACAAGCUUUCGACACAAAUACCAAAGACAUCCUGAUGAUGCUGAGCGACAUGGACAUCAACGCCAUCGCAGGAACACUCAAGCUGUAUUUCAGGGAGCUGCCAGAGCCUCUUCUCACAGACCGUCUGUACCCGGCCUUCAUGGAGGGGAUAGCUCUCUCUGACCCUGCAGCCAAGGAGAACUGCAUGAUGCACCUUCUGCGCUCUCUGCCCGACCCCAACCUCAUGACCUUCCUCACUCUGCUGGACCACCUCAAAAGGGUGGCUGAGAAGGAGCCCAUCAACAAGAUGUCCCUCCACAACCUGGGCACCGUGUUCGGCCCCACCCUGCUCAGGCCCUCAGAGGCGGAGAGCGCCAAGGGACAGCACAUCACGUGCGCCUCUGACAUCUGGUCACAUGACGUCAUGGCACAGGUCCAGGUUCUGCUCUACUACCUGCAGCAUCCUCCCAUCUCCUUUGCCGAACUGAAGCGAAACACGCUCUACUUCUCCACUGACGUCUAAAGCUGCCACCCCACUCAGGGCUUCGCCUAAGCAGGGAUGGGGGGGGGGACCCCCCCUCACUCAGUACUCCUGCUCCCAGCAGGCAGCUCAUCUGUACCGCAGUCCCUCACUCCUCCAUCUGAACCCAGCCUGGUAUUCACCCUGUGAAGAGAGGAAGACGAACUCUUUGUGGUCAUUAAACAAACUCCUCCCAUCAGCAAUAUGACCUGCCUCACGAGUGGGGGGGUCUAUAGACCACAGCCUGGUGCGGUGGUUCAGGAGCUGAAUUUUUGUUUCCUAAUCAGAGGCAUUCCAGAAAAAUCGGCAUUUAUGUGUUUUAUAUAAAAAAGAAAGAAAGUUCCUCAUGUUUUCUUCUCCUUUUUGGUCUUUCUGACUUUGUGUGUGUUUUGGGGGGGGGGCGUAGGACUGUGGAUGAUUUCCUCUGAGACUGUGAGGAAGUGUUGAAGGGACUAAAGUUGAAGGUGGCUGAUAAGCCGCCCCAUGAAACAGCAAGGAUCGUGACUCGGUUCGGGUCGGUCCUUUCCCACUGAGUCUAGGCUGAACUAGCCCUAUUUAUUUUAAAAAUUAUAUAUAUAAUAUUUGUGCCUGUACAGUUCUGUGCUACUAGAGAUGUUCUCCAAGGAGUAUGUUUUUUGAAGUUUAUCCAGGUAGUGAUGUUUUUUUAUUAGUCAGUUUUCUUUCUCACCAUGUCGUUGAAGGUGAGCUGUUCUGAGAGGAUCACCAGGUUCAGUUCUGCUCACUUUGUAAACAUGCGAGGGCACAUGAGGGUUUAUUACGGGGGGUGGGGGGGAUAACACCAUGGAUGGAACAGUUGACCCCUUUUUUUUGUUCUUUUUCUGCUUCUUCUUGCAUUUCAAGCCUGUUCCAAGUGUUGCUGCACCAGUGUUAUCUGUAGGAGGAUUUGUUUAGACGCCCUCAUUGCAUGUUCAGCUUGUCCAUGAAAUCAGGUGGGGUAACACAAAGGUAGGUCAUUAAUGUCAUGAACAGAAACAAACCCAUGCAAAGCCAACCUUUCUGCUAUCAAGCCUACAUAUCUUAAGGAACAUACAAGCACUGCUAGAUGAGUAAUAUUUGAUAUUUUUAAUAUAAGAAUAAAAAGAAAUGAAAAACUGUUGUAUUUUACUUCCUUUGAGAAGAAUUUCAAUAUGCUGUAAUAAUGCGACUCAAUGUCAAUGUGAACUUUUUCCCUCUUUUUUAAAGUAAAAUAAAAAUUAUUGAA
Cyprinodon variegatus (sheepshead minnow) is the source of this 4513-nucleotide messenger RNA. RefSeq names its product active BCR-related (gene abr). Gene Ontology annotation, cellular component: membrane. Lineage: Eukaryota; Metazoa; Chordata; Actinopteri; Cyprinodontiformes; Cyprinodontidae. Bases 1 to 3294 code for a protein of 1097 amino acids. The record is from RefSeq and is a predicted model, not a curated record. Gene Ontology annotation, molecular function: GTPase activator activity; protein serine/threonine kinase activity; guanyl-nucleotide exchange factor activity. The transcript is spliced from 23 exons. Gene Ontology annotation, biological process: positive regulation of GTPase activity; protein phosphorylation; intracellular signal transduction.